CACCGCAGUUUCAAUCGAGCCGUUCAUUAAAAUGGUGACAAAGUUGCUUCUACUGCUGCCAUUUGUGGCCAUUGUACAAGCUGAAGUGGAUUUUACCGGUGGACGUAUAGCACCUUAUGCACCAACUGGUUGGCAUCCGCAGAUUCCAUUCAACUUACCCAACGAGUAUGUGCCUGCUAUCCGAUCAAGUCAGGGAGUAGAAAUCACAAAGGCACGAGUGGACCAGUUCGAUCCAGUGGAAAAGCCCCAGCCAAAUUAUUUGCCUCCAAAUCAACUGGAUAUACCCGAGGAAGAGAUUUUGCCCACCUCACGACCGUCCAACAAGUACGGUCCGGCAGAUCCGAAAUUUAAAAUCAUUUAUCCUGAUGAUGAGGAGCCAGUUACUGCAAAAAAUAUCGUAGACAAUCAGCAGCCCAAAAUCAGAGAGGGACGUUACUUCGUCAUUUCGCAGGACAAUAAACUACAAAGAGUUUCUUUCAGCUCCCAGCAAAACGCAGAUGCAGAUGCAGAUGAUUUUACGGCUCAGUUGACUUACUCCACUGUGGGGCAACUCAAGGAUCCUGUGUAUCGAUACAACAGACAGGGACAACUGGAGCGGGUCCUGAAGUAGGCAAUUUGGAUAUAGCUAUUUGAAUAUGUAAAAUAGAGUUGUGCAAUGUAUUCAAUUCUCAGAAUGAAUUAUCUUGUUAAUUAU
Molecule: messenger RNA, 694 nt
Organism: Drosophila melanogaster (fruit fly)
Lineage: Eukaryota; Metazoa; Arthropoda; Insecta; Diptera; Drosophilidae
Exons: 2
Coding region: 32-610 (192 amino acids)
Source: RefSeq, marked reviewed